Messenger RNA from Aedes albopictus (Asian tiger mosquito), 2953 nucleotides. RefSeq lists its product as uncharacterized. The record is from RefSeq and is a predicted model, not a curated record. Lineage: Eukaryota; Metazoa; Arthropoda; Insecta; Diptera; Culicidae. The transcript is spliced from 2 exons. Bases 2252 to 2704 code for a protein of 150 amino acids.
UUCAAGGGUUCCCAAAUUUUAAGGUUAUAAGUUUUCAAAACUGGCACGGUAAAGGCUGGGUAUGCUGCGCAAUACGGAUCUUAUUGUGAUCCACUAGCCUCUGCCCAGCAACUCCUAUCCCUACCUCCUCGUGGUACCGGCCGGAAACUACGAGCAACUUUAGGGAAGAUCGGGUAACCAACCUCGGUGGGAAUUUUGGUCGUAGGCUGACAGGGAAGGGUGGUUUGAUCUGCAAACCUAAGCGUCUGUUCUCCAGGAGCAGCGGUUCACAACAGCGUCUGAUCCCCAUGUCAGGGGCGACUGAUCAACGUCCGAAUAGGGGGUUGGUGUCAGACCCUACGAGCCAGCCGUAAAAACUCAUUGUAACGGAAAAUCAGCAACAGAAUAAUACGAACCGAGACCAACGGCAACGACCCCAGCGGACAAAAAAGACUUGCGAUUGGAAACUCGAUACGUGGAACUGUCGAUCUCUCAACUUCAUUGGGAGCCCCCGCAUACUCGCCGAUCUACUGAAGAACUGCGGGUUCGGCAUCGUAGCGCUGCAGGAGGUGUGUUGGAAAGGAUCCAUGGUGGGAACGUUUAGAGGUAAUCAUACCAUCUACCAGAGCUGUGGCAACACACGCGAGCUGGGAACAGCUUUCAUCGUGAUGGGUGAUAUGCAAAGUCGCGUGAUCGGUUGGAGGCCGAUCGACGAAAGAAUGUGCAGGUUGAGGAUCAAGGGCCGAUUCUUCAACUUCAGCAUAAUAAACGUGCACAGCCCACACUCCGGAAGCACUGAUGAUAACAAGGACGCAUUUUACGCGAAGCUCGAACGCGAGUACUUCGGCUGCCCAAGCCACGACGUCAAGGUCAUCAUAGGAGAUUUAAACGCUCAGGUAGGCCAGGGGGAGGAAUUCAGACCGACGAUUGGAAAGUUCAGAACCCAUCGGCAUACGACUCAUUGAUUUCGCCGCCUCCAAAAACAUGGCCAUACGUAGCACCUUUCUCCAACACAGCCUCCCUUAUCGUUACACCUGGAGAUCACCACAGCAGACGGAAUCUCAAAUCGACCACGUUCUGAUUGACGGACGGCACUUCUCCGACAUUAUCGACGUCAGUACCAAUCGUGCCGCUAACAUCGACUCCGACCACUAUCUGCACGCAUAAAAAUCCGUUCCAGAAAUCGUCAACAAUCAGUCACGAUUUCUGGAACAAGUGAGAUUUUCGUUUACGAUUAUACACCAUGAAUCGAAAUCACAAUAACGUGAACAGUGCACACGUAACGCCUGCAACCUGCGAUUCCUUUCACAAAAAUGGGAACCUAGUUCAUGACAAGACGGAUCACGGAAACAGGAACCGAAAUCACGGCACCUGGAAAUUAGUUCAUGGUCUGCAAAAUCAUUCUGCAGAGAGGAACAGAGAUCGCAAAAACGUGAAAUUCGAUCUGGGCAAGGCAACGGGUUCUCGGCUUCGGUCUUAUUUUGAUAGGCAAUCACGGGAACCAAAAUCUCAGUAAUUUUUGUUAUGAUUUCACUUUUCUCACGGUUUUUCAAUGAUAAUGUUGACCGCUUCAGUUAAAGAAUAACACCAUCCGGGACAUGAAGAAACAGCAGCGAUGCACCGCGGAGAUCCUGUUGUGCAUCUACUUUACAUAUGUACGCUGUGUGCUUGCUCGUUGGUUUCUGGAGAAGUUAUCUGCUUCGGAACAGCUAAAUAACACUUUUUAACACGCCACUUAGGGGUGAUACACAAAUUAUGUCACGCAAAAAUCGACCUUUUUCAACCCCCUCUCCCCCUUAUGUCAAACUUUUUGUAUGGGACCUCAAAUUUUUUUGUAUGGGUUGUCACGUUUUGCAAAACAAUCUAACAAUCUAAUGCGAUUGGUUUUUGCAAAACAGGGACAUUUAUAACCAAAACAAAGAUCGAGCACUAAAAAUUCAAGGCACUUGUAUUGACUACCGCGAGCGCGAGCGUUAUCAAUAAUGACAGAGCGCGUGAAUGAAACUCCCAUUUUUGGGAACAAAAUCCGGAAUUCAAUUUCUUGGUUUCUCGAAAUCGUGAUUUGAGAUCUUGUUUUUGGUUGCGUUACUAAAUGGGCUACAAGACUGAGAAGGCGUAAACUGUGUUCCUUAUUUUAAGAUAAGUUUUCGCGAAUGCUGGUUACUGGAGUCACGUUUCCGGGAACUUUAUCACGAUUGUGAUCAACCUACCCGUUCCGUUAUUCGUGAUUUUCUGUUCAGGGAUAUGGAAACGGAUUUUUUAGCGUGUGGUGAUGGUCAAACUGCGCCCAAAACUUUCCGUCAUCAACAAUGUACGGUACCGGCGACCGGCACAGUGCAACCUAGAGAGACUAAAACAACCGGAUGUUGCCUCAGCAUACUCGCAGAAUCUAGAGACCGCAUUGCCAGACGAGGGCGAGCUCGAUGAGGCCCCUCUAGAGGACUGCUGGAGUACAGUGAAAGCAGUCAUCAACGACGCAGCCGAGAGCACCAUCGGGUACGUGGAACGGAAUCGACGGAACGAAUGGUCCGACGAAGAGUUCAGAACGGUUUUGGAGGAGAAGAACGCAGCGCGGGUGGUAAUGCUGCAGCAAGGUACCCGACAGAACGUGGAACGUUACAAACAGAAGCGGAAACAGCAGACCCGCCUCUCCCGGGAGAAAAAGCGCCGCCUAGAAGAAGCCCGCAAAGGCUGCGUACCGCAAGCCGCAGACGGACGCACAUGAAAGUUAAGGAUGCCAUCCACCAGCUCAAAAACAACAAAGCGGCUGGUAAGGACGGAGUGGAUGGAAAAGAUAAUCUGUCCCAUCCACAAGAAAGGCGACAAGUUAAUGUGUAAGAACUUCCGAGCGAUCACCAUAUCGAAUGCCGCCUACAAAGUGCUAUCCCAGAUCAUCUUCCGUCGUUUUUAACCUAAAGUAAAUAAGUUCGUGGGAAGUUACCAAGCCGGUUUCACCAACGGCCGGACGACAACG